Pristis pectinata (smalltooth sawfish) is the source of this 14502-nucleotide messenger RNA. RefSeq names its product A kinase (PRKA) anchor protein 9 (gene akap9). NCBI's taxonomy places the organism in Eukaryota, Metazoa, Chordata, Chondrichthyes, Rhinopristiformes, Pristidae. Gene Ontology annotation, molecular function: molecular adaptor activity. The record is from RefSeq and is a predicted model, not a curated record. The coding region runs from base 50 to 12460 and encodes 4136 amino acids. Gene Ontology annotation, biological process: signal transduction. The transcript is spliced from 52 exons.
CUGCUAACGUGUCACUGACUGACUGAGCUCCGCUUCUCUGUCGGCAGCCAUGGAAGACGAGGAGCGCCAGAAAAAGCUGGAAGCGGGCAAAGCCAAGCUUGCCCAAUUCCGGCAACGGAAAGCUCAGACUGAUACUCAGAAUCCAGUAAAAAAACAAAAGAAGAAGAAGAAGAAAGUAGCAAGCAAAGGAGAAGAACAGCUGCCACAUGUCACAUCUAAGCAUCAAUUGCAAGGUAGUGAUGUUCGUGCAGAGAGAGGACCAGCAGGUGAUGGUGCAGAUUUCAUAAUUAAAAGGACUUUACACAGUGGAGAUGUGAUCAAACAGGAUCAGACAUAUACCAUUGAGCCAGAGAGUGAAGUAUCCACAACAGCUGAUGACUAUACAUCAGAGGCAAAUGGUUGUUGUACAGUGCAACAAGAAACACUAUUUAAAGCAGAAGAUAUGACAAGGGAAGAGGAAUUUAGCAUAUCAGAAAUCUGCUCUGAGCACGAUACACAGCCGUUUCAGACGAGACUCAAGAUAAUGGAGGAUGAUUUGGCUGCAAAACAUGAGGAGGUUGAAGAGCUGAACAGAGAGCUUGAAGAACUAAGUGUAUUUGAUACAGGAGGUUUACAGCAGCUACAGGAUUUUGAAGCUGCAAUCAAACAGAGAGAUGGUAUCAUUACUCAACUUACUGAUAAACUACAACAAGCUGGGAAGGAAAAGGAUGAGAUUCUACAAGAAUUUUUGGAUUUGACAGAGCAAAGUCAAAAGCUGCAAAUUCAGUUUCAACAGUUGCAGGCCAGCGAAGCAGUGAGGAGUACUAGCCAUGGUACAACAGCAGCUGACUUAAUUCAUUCAAAGCAGCAACUCGUUGCAUAUCAAAUGCAGAUUGAUGAACAGGAACAACAGCUGAAAACUUUUCAGAAAAUGAAUGAGGAAUGCCAACACCAAAUAAAAUUUUUACAAGCUCAACUUCAAGAUUAUGUAGUGAAUGCCAAUGAAAAGACUGACAAAGACCAACUAAUUGAACAUCUUGAAAAAACAAUUAAAGGUCAUGAAAGUGCCACGUCAUUGUUGGAAGAUAAAAUGCUUGCUUCAGAAAAAGUAGUUCAAGGUUUAAAUGAACGUAUUUUGCAAAAGAAUCAAGAGACUGAGAACCUAAAAAUAGAACUAAUGAGUUCAAAGCAAAGGGAGAGACAGUCAUCAGAGGAAAUAAAGCACCUUAUGGGCAAUAUAGAGGCUCUCCAGAAACGCUGCCACAUGGGCAAUUUAUCUGAAUUGGAAACAGUACAAAGGAUUGAAAUAGAAAAUCAACGCAAAAUGGAGCAACUUCAGGCAGAAUUGGAUGAGAUGUAUGGAAAACAAAUAGUACAAAUGAAACAAGAACUGCAGCAGCAACAUACUUCCGAAAUUAGAAAACUUACUGAGCAUCAUAAAUCUGAAAUGGAAAAGGCUCUGGGUCAUUCUGUGAAUAACCUAGUUAAUGAAGAGCAAAUUAAUGUGUUAAACAUGGCAAUCAAUGAAUUAAAUGCCAAAUUAAGAGACUCUCAUUUUCAAAGAGACCAACUAAAGCAAGAUAUGACACAACAGUUGGAAAAAGCUUCUGAGAAACAGAUAGAGCUGCAGAACCAAGUCCAAGAUCUUUUGGAGGAGCUCAAUUUCACUAAAGAUCAGAUGCGGAAAGCAUCAGAAAAUAUUACUGAUCAGAAAUACAAAAUGCAUGAAGUAGAAGAACUGAAAGACAUGGUUGACCAGUUGAAGGCCCAACUCAUUGCUGCCUCAGAAUCUAGUAAAGAGCUAGAGUCUAAGCAUGAGGCAGAAGUUACCAACUAUAAAAUUAAGCUUGACAUGCUGGAGAGAGAAAAAGAUGAAGUUUUGGAUAGGAUGGCUGAAUCUCAGGAAGCUGAAUUAGAGAGAUUAAGGACUCAACUUCUAUUCAGCCAUGAAGAAGAGCUAAGUAAACUAAAAGAAGAUCUAGAAAGAGAUCAUAAAUUGAAAGUUUGUGCUCUUCAAGAGCAAAUGGCUUUGAAUCAGAGUCAGCAAUUGGUAAGCUUGCAAAAAGAAUUUGGAAAAAAGAUUGAAGAGGUGAAUUGUGAAAGGGAUAACGUGGUCAUUAAAAAUAACCAAUUGUUAUGUGAGGUGUCUUUGUUAAAAGAGGAAAUAGAGUCGUCUCAGAAGGGCUCCAUGGAGGCUGAAAUGCGUUUGCAAAUAGGUGAACUUGAAAUGGAAAUUAAAGCACUAAGGAAAGAUGAAAAAGAAAAGAGUACACUUGAGAAAGAAGUCGUUGAGCUACAAGCCAAGAAUAAAUUUUUGGAGGAACAGAUUAAGGAACAAGAAACUAUGAAAGUAAAAAUUACUGUGCUUCAGGAAGAGAAUGAAGGCCUAAAAAAGAUGAUAAAACAAAUGGAAGGAAACUUGAAAAUUCAUAUUGUACCAGAAGGGAGUAAGUUAGCAUCGAUUAGUGAACAUGAUCUUUCAGAAAUGAGAGGACAAAUAGAAAGGCUUACUGUGGUUAAUGACCAGCUUGAAGCCCGUGAGAGAGAACUCAAAGAGGAGGUUGAGAGACAAAGAAACACUUUUUCUUUUGCUGAGAAAAAUUUUGAAGUUAACUUCCAAGAACUGCGUGAUGAAUAUGACUGCCUGCUGAAAAUGAAAUUUGAUAUAGAAGAAAAAAUGAUUAAGCAAGAAGUUGAAUAUGAAACAAAGUUAAAGGACUUAAGUGAACAACUCCAGCUUUCAGAAUCGAGGAAAGACACGGACAAUUUCACAUUGGUGAGACAGGUGCAGCUAAACAAAACUCUUGAUGAAUCCAAUGGCCAAUCUGAAAAUUUAGGAAGCAGAGAAGUCAUUGAAAAGGAUGCAACUGAACUCAUGGAAAAGCUUGAAAUAGCUCAACAGGACAAGAAAGAGCUAGCUAAGAGACUUUCAGAUCUUUCAGAGGUUUUAAUUUUGAGGCAGAAUGAAAUCUUGCAUUUGAAAGAGGAGCUCAAGUCUUUAAAGGAGCAAGCUAUUGAAAGGUAUGAGAAAAGUGACGUGAUAGAGAAUCGGAAACUGACGAUCCAAGAAGACAAACUGUCCCAAAUGAAUUUGAUAAAAGCAAAGAAUGAACGUCAAUCUAAACAGCCAGAUUUUACUGUGACCUGUGAACUAAAGGAAAAUGAACAGCAAGAAAAUCUAAUAGAGCAAAUCAUUUCGCUACAAAAUUCAAUGAAAAUUAUUGUCUUAGAAAGAGACGAGUUGCAACAAAAUCAGAUUAAUUUGAUUCAAGAAAAAGAAUCUUUAUUAACUGAAAUUGAGCAGUUAAGAGAAAAGCAUGUAUCUGAACUUUCAGACAGUAAACAGACUGAAAGGGAUCCCUGUUGGCACCACCUGGACUCUGUUCAGGCUGAACAAUCAGGCUUGGCUGAACUUGCACAGCAGAAAUCUUUCCUGGAAGAAAUCUUCCACAAAAAUGGAGAGGAAAUGAAAAGUAUGUUGUUUGCUCAGCAAGGAAAAUUGGAAUGGGAGAAGAUUGAGGAUCAGGCUGGAGGAUCUAUUUGUGAACUGAAUAUUGGGUUGAAUGAAAAUCAGGCAAAAGAUGCAAAGCACAAGGGUUGUGAGGAUCCUUUCGCAGUUCCAGGAAUUAUCAAAUCUAAUCAAGAUUACCUGCCACAGCUGGAACAAACACAGCAUCAAGCAGAGGCUGAGCUAAAGCUUCAGAUGGAGGCUCAGCGCAUCAGUCUUACUCAGAUUUAUGCUGCUCAUCUGGAGCUUGUCCGUGACAGUUUGAAAAAUGAAUCAGAGGUUGCUCUUGAAAGACUCCAGGAAAAACUCACAGCUGCUCAUGCUUUGGAAAUAAAUGAACUUCGAGCACAAUUUCAGCAGGAAUUACUGAACAUUAAAGCAUCUCAGAAAGGUACUGAAGAAUCAUCACAAAUGCUGAUAGAAAGGCUCAACAUGAUGAUUUCUGAUGAAUGUGUGCAGCUCUCCCAGGCAUUUGCCAGUGUACUAGGUGAAGAUUAUUUGAUAGAAAAGAGAAAGCAUGAGGACCAAUCUGAGGAAUUUGUAACACUGGGAAAAGCAGACCAUAUGGAAAAGGAAAACCAGGUGCAUAAAGACCGUGUUGAAGAAGCAAAAGUAAUGCAAACAAAUCUAGAGAGACUUCAAAAAUACCUCUUUGAGGAGUACAAUCGGCUAGUAGCUCUUCAAACACAAUUAACUAAUGAUUUCAAAAAGAUUGAAGAUCGCCAGGCUGCUUACCUAAAUUUGCAAUUGGAAACUGAAGAAGAAAAUGUUAGAUUGCGCAUGCAGAUAGAAAGCACCCAUGCUAAUUCUCAAGACCUUAAUGAUCUCAAGGAACAGUUAAAAAUCCGGUCAGCUCGGCUUGAAGAGAUUGUAAAGCUGAAGCAAGAAUUUUGCCAACAGAAGACAGAAUUGGAAGAGCUACAUGCAGAAGAAAUAAGAAGUCUGAAGACUUCUUAUGAAAAGCAGUAUCAAGAAAUGGAGGCAAAAUAUGCAGGAGAAAUCAACUGUCUACAACAAAAGCUACAAAAAAUAACUGGUUUUGUUCCGCAGUCCAGUUCAGGAAUAAGUGCGGCUGUUGAGCACAUCACUGGAAGUUCUGCUGUUGAGGUAGAACAACGAAGAGCAGAGGAAUAUAAGGUUGAGUCGAACGUGGAUAGCAUUCAGGAACAGCAAUGGCACAUGAAUCACCCAGACCUUUUGCAACAAGAACAGAAUUUGAUAAAGACAUUGCAUGAUUUGGAAGAGCAAUGCCAUCAAAAGCCAGAACAAAUACAAUCUAUGGUGACACGUUGCGGUCUAGACAAGAAAGUAGUUGGAAAUGAGUUAGCCAAACUUGCUGGGGAGGAGCCUAAUUCAAGUGCCCAAACUUUGAAUGAAGUUCUCACAAAAGUUACAUUGCAAGGAACUGAAGAAAAUAAGGAAGUUGCUUGUUUUGCACAUCAUCUGGAAAAGCAAUACGAAGAACGGAUGCGGGAAGAAAUUGCCAAAGUAAUUGUACAGAUGUCUGUACAGUUUGCUCAGCAGACUGAGUUGGCUAGGGUGAGAAGGGAUGUGCAAGAAGAGCCGAGUACAUGCAAAGCAAGUGAUGAAGAAUGGGAGGAAGAAGUGAAACGUACUCUCAAACAAGAUCUCCAGUUUCAAUUUGAUGCAGAGAGAAAAAAAUUGGAAGAAUUGUUUUCUGAAGAAAAGGAGGAGCUUCAGAAAGCACUAAAGCAAAAGAAUGCUGAAAUUCUUACUAUUCAAAGGCAAAUGCAAAACUUAAUGAUUAAAUAUAAAUUGGGAACAUGUGAUGUGAUUUCAGAAGCUGCUUUGCACGAGGAAUUUUUGAAUGCUGAACAAGAACUGUUCAGGGAUUCUUGUGCAACAGGUAAUUCCAAUCUAAAAGAAAUGAGCUUGGAAUGUAAAAUGGAAGUUAAUGAGUUCGAGAACCAAGAAGUUGCACAGGAGAGACUGGAAGACAUGAGGCAGGAGCUUGUUCGGCAAGAUCAGGAGCAUCAGCAAUCAUUAGAAGCUUUACGACAAUUGCAUACACAGCAGUUGGAGAGGUUGCAAGAAGAGCAGGAACAAUUGUUGGCUGAGGUGGAAAAGUUGAAGGGGCAGCUUCAGGAGAGUAUUCCUGUUUAUAAUGUGAAAGUGGUGUCAGAAAAUGAAAGAAUGCUUGCAGAACUGGAACAACUUAAAUGCUUUCCUGCAGCUGGAGAGGAAAGACUCCCUGUGGAAUAUUGUGACAGCAGUACACAAACAGAGAUGAGUGAGAGAGACGACCAGCAUAAAUCCCACAAGCAUUCUGAUCAAUGUAUGAAUAUACCAUCGUUUGAAGAAAAGUCUGAAGAAGCAAAUCAAACUGUCCUCAUAAAUCAAAGAAAUAGUUUCCAAAAGGCCAAUGACAGACUCUUGAAAGUUUUGUCAGAAGUGGUUAAGACGACGGCGGCUGCAGAAGAAACUAUAAAUAGGCACGUUUCAGCCUUUGUAGAAAGAUCAGUGAAAGGACAGCUUCCUUCAAGAACUUCCUUGUGGGAACAAGAUGCACACGAAUCCAUUGAGCAACUGAAGCCUUUCACACUUCAUAGUCAGGGAAAGGAAGAGCAGCCAGAUACCUAUCAUGGUACUGAAACAGAAGGUGAUGUUACUACUCUGUGGUCAGGAGGGGCAGAUGAAGGACUGGAACUGGAUCACCACUUCACACAGGAUAUUUUCAGUGGUGGAGAACUAGAUUCUGAGACUGAAGAGCUUGUAUUGCAUGUGGGAACUCGUCUACAAGCAGCUUUGGAAAAACUACUGGAGGCUAUUACUGAGACUACCUAUCAGCUUGAUCACGCCAGGAUCACUCAGACAGAACUGGUCCGAGAAUCUCUCAUUCAGAAAGAGCAGAUUGAUAAGUUGCAUAAACGCCAAGAAGAACUCCUUGAAAGACUUAAUGAAGAAUUGAAGGCCAGGGAGCAGCUGGCAUUGGAGCUUCAUAAAGCAGAAAGCAUCAUUGAUGGUUACACAGAAGAAAAAGCUGGCUUGGAAAGGCAGAUUCAGGAGAAAGCUGAGAGUCAGCAUCAGAUUACACAGGAGCUCCAACACACAAGUAGCCGUCUACAAGAAUUGGAAGAGGAGCGACAACAACUUCAACAAGAAAGAGAACUGAUUUCAAGGCAACGAGUUGCAAUGAAAGAAAAUGCAGGAUCUGUUGAGCUCCGCCAGGUUGAAGCUGCAGAUGCAGCACCAGAAGCAGAACUUCUGGAGGAAACGGAAAAACUCAUGAAAGAAAAACGGGACGUGCAACGUCAGGCAGAAAAAGAACAGAAUGACUUCACAAAACAGGUGAAAAUGCUCGAGAGUGAAUUGGAGGAACAGGUGAACAUGACGAUGGAGAUGGAGCAGGAAAAGAAUGCUGAGAUUUUGGAUCUACAGCAACAGAUUUUGGCUCUGGAAAAACAGCUGGAGAAAAAUAGAAAAUUCUUGGAUGAACAAGCAAUAGACCGUGAACAGGAGAGAGAUGUGUUUCAGCAAGAGAUAUUGAAAUUGGAGCAACAACUGAAAACUCCCCAAAGGCUUCAAUCCAACAAUGAUCAAAGAAAUAGAGAGAUGGACCAUCUGACUGAUCAGUUGAAAGACAAGACUGACCGGUGUAGUGAACUUCUGCUUGCCAAAGAGCAGCUUCAGAGAGAUGUGCAAGAACGGAAUGAAGAAAUUGAUAAAUUGGAAAACCGAGUUAGGGAAUUGGAGCAGGCAUUGAUCAGUACCACUUACCCCUUACAAAAGGCUGAAGAAAGAAAGCCACUGGUUACCUUAGAAGUCAAAGGGGACAGUGCACUUCAAAUGCAGCUGCAAGCAGAACGUGAUGCUCUCGAAAGAAAGGAGAAAGAGAUCGGAAACUUGGAAGAACAAUUAGAACAGUUCAGAGAAGAGCUAUUAAAUAAGAAUGAAGAAGUUCAGCAAUUGCAUAUGCAGUUAGAAAUUCAGAGGAAAGAGUCUGCCACUCAACUACAAGAGAUUCAGCAAGAAAACAAACAACUUAAGAAUGAGUUGGAAAACUUGCUGCUGUCUCUCAACGAUUCUAGUAAAUCAUUUGAUAAUCAUCAUUCGCCUGUUGAGGAUUUACCUAGAAAUCUCAAAGAAAAAGAUGAAGAAAUAGUAAAACUCAAUGAACAAAUUAUAACAAUGCAGCAACAACUGGAAUUCUUCUCUGACAAUAAGCUUACUGAGAAAAAGGAUGAACAGAUCAGGGACCUGGAAGCCCAAAUAGAAUAUCUGAAAAGUGACCAAGAACGUCUUAAAAAGCAUCAUGAGGAAGAGGUUGAACAAUUAAAUGAAGUUAUAGAAAAGCUACAACAGGAACUGACAAAAGUGAUGCCAUUGGAAUUAGUUCCUCCUGAAGAGGCAGAGAAUUUGAAGCAUCAGCUUGAUAUGAUGAUGGUGGAAAAAGAGCUCCUGCAACAACAAAUGGAUAAGCAGAGAGAAGAGGUGAUGUUCACAAAACAGAAACUUGAAGAGCAAAGCAGAAUGUUGCGAACUCAAGGAUUAGAAAUGGCAAAUAUCCCAGUGGGGGGAGAGGGUGAUUCUCUGGAAGGUUCACAAGACACUAUAAACAGUGUGACAUUACAGAUGCAGGAGCUGCAGGUUGCUAUCAAAAAGAAAGAAAAAGAGUUAGAUUCAUGUCACCUUCAAAUACAAAACCUAAAAGCACAGGCCCAGACUGAAGCUAGAGUACAUGAGAAGCAAAUUCUUGCUCUGGAAGAGGCUCUCAGGGAAAAAGUAGCAACGGUUCUAGUGAGUCAGGUACAGUUAAAGGCUGUACAGCAACAAAUUGGGCUCUGCCUAGAGCAACAACGAAAUCAAAUUAAAGAAAGAGGACAUGUUUCUCCUAUCAAGGAAGAUACCAUUUUGGUGCAACAACUACCGGAAGGAGAACAAACGCAGGUGUGCCCAAUAGGAUCAAAAGAUACCAAUCAAAUAUUUCCACAACAUAAAGGAAAGACUAAUAUUGAACACCAAAGCAAAGAAGUAAUCGUGUUGAGGAAGCAGCUAACUGAGCUGCAACAGCAAUUGAUUGAUCUCCAAAAGGAACUUGAGCUUGAAAAGCAAGUACUGUCCACAACUCAACAAGAAGCUAAAGAAAAAGAAAAGAAAUUAAUUGACUUGCGUCGCAUGUUAGAAAAGAAGUCAGCAGAAGAACAUGAUAGCAGGAUACAGAUUUCAGAAUCUCUAAUUGAUGUUAAAACAGCUCCAUCACUAGAAUCUCCUAAUCAGCUAGGUAUCACUUCCAUAACUGACCUGGUUGCAGAGUUAAAUCAGGUCAAAGCUGAAGCUGCAGUUACUAAAGAAGAAUUGAAUAGUUACAGAGAGCAGGCUGAAAAACUCCAGGAAGACUUGCAGGCAAAAGAACAAAUCAUAAUAAAUCUUCAGGAAAAACUCAAUGCUGCAACAGAGGCCUUAUGCAAAGCAGAAGAGAAAGCUGCUCAUUUUGAACAAGACAAGCAAACUUCUGAAGAGUGCCGAAACUUAGAUGGUAUUGAAAAACCAAAAAAUGAUUUGACUAAAGAAAGGCCAAUAAAAAUCGUAGCACAUUCAACAUUUCAGACUGAAAUACCAAUUGUGGAUGAUGUUGAUUAUGAAAAUGCAGAAGAACAAUUUAAGCCUUCAUUUAUCCCUCCUUCAGAGGAAAUUACAAAUAUAAAAAGUCAAUGCUCUGAGAAAAUUGAUCAACUGCAAGAGCUACAUGCUAUUGAAAUGACCAAGCUGGAAGAAAGGCACUCUGCUGAAAUGGAAGCUUUGAAAAAAGACUAUACAACACAGAUAAAUGCACUGACUGAAAAGUAUGAUGCUCUCAAACCAAUGGCUCAUGUUGGUAGACCAGAACCAUCUGCCACGUUGCAACUCAGGGAUAGAGAGAUCAUUGGGCAGGAAUAUACAACCAUACCAGGAGCAACCAAAAGACAGAGCAAUGUGACUUCUGCAGUUCAAUCAACUUUUCAACAAGGUACAGAGAAUCUCCCUGACAAAAUAAAGUCUUUACUUCAUGAGGUACAUCAAGAGGGUAUGCAGGUGUUAUCCCUUUCAGAAUCACCAUACCUAGAAGGACAACAGCAACCUUUAGAAAAUAACCAAGACUAUUGGCUCCAAGAAAGGCAGGGACUUCUGGAUGUUGUACAGUCACUUAAAGAUGUGCUUUCCAAAAUUCAGGGCACUGGAGAAGCAAAGGCUUUGUCUACUGAAAACAUCACGGACUGGCGGCGUGAACUACUCCAAGCUGUCCAGCAUGUUUUUAACAAAGAACAUGAUGCCUUUAUAAUGGCUCUCCACGCACAAGCAUCAUCCUUGAAUAAUGUGGAUACAAUGACAUUAUUGAACUUGUUGAAAGAACAGGAACCCAGAGGAGAGCUGAUGUGCAACUUUUUAAUGACUGCAGAUCGGAAUAGCAUGAUGAUGGAAAUACGUGAACUUUGGUCUUACCUACAGAGCGUCCAACAGGGUGACAGGAAGCCCAUUGAUGUGCGAGAGCACAGUGUACAAAGAAUGGAAUUACUGGAAAACAAUCUGAAGCAGAAGCAGGCUCAGAUUCUAACAUUACAGAUGGAAUUGAGUGCACUGAAGGCAAAGGGGGCUGAAUUCCAAGACCACCUGAAUUCAGAGAAGAUGCUGGUGGCAGAAUUAAAAAAUGAACUUUCUCAAACAAAACUGGAACUUGAAACCACACUUAAGGCACAGCACAAACACUUUAAAGAGUUAGAGAUGCUAAGGGUUGAGUUAACUGACAAGGCAGCUGCAGUAGAAAUGCUAAAUGCUGCACUGGCAAAUGAACAGAAGAAGUCACAGGAACUGGAGCGGGCAGUGGAAAAGGAAAAGCGUAAACUAGAUAGAAGGGAAGAGCAUGACCGAGAAGAAUUGGAGGAUUUAAAGUUGGCACUUGAGGAUCAAAAGCGAAAACAUUCACAGUUGGAGUGUGCUUUGGAAAAGGAACGAGUAACAGUAAGUGAACUGAGACAGAGCAUGGAUUCUGAGAAAGCCCAACACAAAGCUGAACUGUCACGUGAGAAAAGUCGCAUCAUUGAGCUCCAGGUUGUCUUAGAUGCUGAGAAAACUAGAGCUUGUGAGUUAACCAGUGCGCUUGAACAAGAACGUCAACUCGCUAAGCAGCUUCAGAGUGCAGAGGAGAUGCAGGAAGCGACGCAGAAACCAUCAGGGAAGUCCUCUGAGGUGCUGAUUAGGGACCUACAGAAACAGUUAAAUGAUCAGCGUAACCGUACAGUGGAGUUGGUGAGUGAGAUGGAAAAGUAUAAACUUGAGUCACUUCAGUUGAGGCAUCGUCUUGAGGAGCAGCAACAGAUUCAUCGGAAAUCUCUGUUAAAGGAGCAAGAAUCUCACAGACUGGUUUUGGAGAAAGUGGAUUCCUUACAGCUACAAGCAAAGGAACUGCUGCAACAGCUGGAAAAAGAAAAAUGUGAAGUUUUAAAAUUACAAAGAGAGGAGGGAAAAUUGAAAGAAACUCUUCUAGCAUUGCAGGGAAGUGAUCAAGUGAGAAGUGAAGGAGAAGUAGAACAUCAAUCAGAGACUAAUGUUACUGAGAAAAUUCAACAAACGGAGGCAACUUGUAAAUUGGGCCUUCAUCUGACAGGACAAAAAACUGGAUUAUUCAACAAAGCUGACAACAACAGAUUCAAGAAGAGUGCAUCAGUUUCUGACAAGCUUUGGUAUGCUCAUUCAGUAAGUGGGGCUGGAACUGAUGGAGGAAGCUCUGGAUCUGGAGACAAUAUUAACUUGGAGAGCAUCAGACAGAAAAUACAGCUGAUUAUUUCCAAACUCUCAAUAAUGGUCAACAAAGCUACCAACAGGAUUCAGGGUGGUGCUGAAACCACAGAUGAAAAUGACCUGAUUUGGCUACACAAUAGCAUUCAGGAUUUGGCUUUGCAGUUACAGCAGCUACAAAUUCCUGUAUUUCCAGAGCAGAACAUAAUUUCUUCUACGGGAUCAACAGCUACUCUUAUUGAGCGAUUAUUAAGGCAAAAUGCAGACUUGACGGGUUAUGUUAGCAGACUCUCUGAAGAAAAGAAUGACUUGCACAACAGUCUUCUGAAACUAGAAGAAGAGGUUCGAAAAUAUCGUCAGCUCAGUUCCAGCGGCGAGCAGUUAUCUAGAAGACCUUUGGAUAACCAGGAUUGUGUUGACACCCUAAUAAAAUCGGAGAGAACAGUUUGGGCUAAAGAAAAAUCAAACCUUCAGCAGGCCCUGAAGCUGGCAGAGGCAGAGCUGGCCAAAAUGAAAGCAGAAGCCAGAAAUGAAGCUUUACAGACAGAACUGCUUGGGUCAGGUUCUGAAAGUAUCACCAUAAAGAGAAUUUAUGGGAAGUAUCUGCGGGCAGAGAGUUUCCGAAAGGCACUUAUUUAUCAGAAGAAGUACCUGUUACUUCUGCUCGGAGGCUUUCAAGAAUGUGAGCAGGCGACACUUUCAUUUAUUGCCAGAAUGGGCGGUCACCCGUGUUACACCAGUUUACAGGUUAUUACCCAUCGUUCCAGAAAUUUUACCCGAUUCCGCUCGGUGGUCAGGGUAGCCAUAGCAAUCUCAAGAUUGAGAUUCUUGGUCCGAAGAUGGCAGAGAGCUUCUGGGUCAAGUAGCUUAAACAGGAAUGGUCAUGGACAGAUUUUAGCUAAUGAACUAAGAAUGGAUUCUCCUUUUCUACAUUCUGGGAGUAUAUCUUUGGAGUCAUCCCUGACUAGAGAAUUAUUUGGAGAUCGUAGAUACUGCACAAGUAGACAAAGAUCUGGUCAAGAAUCCCCCAGAUCAGCCACAAAUUCUCAACACAGGUAUCAAUCCAGUCUACCUGAUUCUAAUUCAGGUUCUCUGGCAGCCUCACACCUCCAAAGCUAUGACCCUGACAGAGCUUUAACAGAUUACAUUAAUAGACUGGAAUCACUGCAGCGACGACUGGGAAGUGUGCAAUCAGGUUCAGCGUCUUAUGCUCAGAUGCACUAUGGGACUAGAAGAUAGUGCAUUGGAAACUGAUUUUUGACCUGAAACUGAAUCGCCUUUGAAGCUGUGCUUUGAAUUUUUUUCCUAACUGUUUUAUGUAUAUUGUGGGACUUUUGUGGAUUGGAUAAUGAAAAUGUCUUGCCUGCAAGUCUAAAUGUAUUUUAUCCUUUAUAUAAGUUUAAGCUUCCAAUGUGCAGAAUACAAUCUGUCUAAAUAAUUUAACUGUAUAUUUGUGGAUUGCUAAUUUAAACAUGAUUAUAACUUAAUGCUGUUUAUUUAAAGGGUAGAAGGAAAAAAAAUGUUUAUUAAAUGAUUCCAAGUGCACUGCAGUCUUUCUGAUAACUGCUGAGGUUACACUACAAGGUCCAUUAUGGUGUUGGCAUGAUGGACGGUAAGUACAGUUUGUAGAGGAAUUAUUUUUGUAAUGGUAGAGGUUUUGAAUUAUAUGGGUAUUUUGUCAAAGUAUUGAAAUAAACAGGAAUUCAAAAUUCAGGUCUUUUAAAUUUGCAUUUUUUUUCUGAGAAGCUGAUGGCGAAGAUGAGAUUUUAAACUGCCUGUAGAAUUUGAACUUUGUGACAUUCUCCCAUUGUUUAUGGAAGAAUAAUUUUACUCUUGGAACUUAAAAUAAAUCUUUAACUACAUUUGACUCCUAAAACAUUAUUCAAAAUAUGCGUGUGAUGACAGUAAAUAGCAAACUGUAGCAACUCACCGUCCGGUCAGGCGAACCAGCUCGGCAGUCGGGUCGCGCGGCGUCAGAGCAACGAGGCCCAAGAUGGCAGCGGGCCUCGUCUUUCCCGAGCGACGGGGAGAACCUGCGCGGGAAAGACUUGAUGACGUAGUACUUACGUCAUUGCCGGUUGCAUUGGGCGGGAACAGUCUCCUUUAAAAGGCCCGCGCAAGGCGGGAAAAAAAAGUUCUUGUUUGAUGAUCCAUCGACUAGCGUCUUGUUUUAUUUCGCGGUAGCAACCGCUACAAAACCAAUUUAUAUGUGCAGUUAUGUUAUAUGCUUAGCACACUGUGUGAUAACAGUUGGAGCCAAACAAAAGGACAGUGUCUCCAUUCCAAGAAUCUGAGUUCCUGCAGCUUUUGAUUCCUUGCAAUGUGUGUUCAAAUUAGUCAAUUCAUGAAGGAUGUGAAUAAUAAAACUUAAGAAGUGAUGAUUAAAAAUCUAAGGUAACAGUUCAUUAAAUUGGUGUCCCUUGAUAAAUCAUGACAAGCAGUAUUUCACAGUAUCACCAUAGACACUUCAGGACUAAGUUUAUUUGCAGCUGGACAAGCUCUUGUAAUGGAUUCUCUUCUUGGCUAGCUACCACCAUCUCAUUCGCCAAGGAGCUCUUAGUGAUGUAACCCUCUUUCUAAUGUGCUGCUUUCAUUCUUCUAUAUUAUUAUUUGAAAACACAUCAGGUUCUGUGCACUUAUUGACAUUGACCAUUUGUUAUACCAUAUGUUUGAUUAUGCAUUUCUGAAUGAACUGACAGUUCCUCCAAUUAAACCAAUGGAACCAAAGGAUUUCUUUCAGCACCUGGUAAAAAUCUGUCUCCAUAACUGGCACAGCUGAUGCCUAAUCCUUAACAAGUUAUUCAGAACUUUCCUGUUAAUUCUGCUAGCUUCUCUUCCAAAUAUCAUGGUAUCUCUAGCCCUAUCCAUUUGCUGUUGUUACAUCUGUGUUUUAGGUCCUUCUCGCUUCAACCAUUGAUAUGCUUCUGGGCAGAUGCUUCCACUCCUGUGAAUAUAUCUAAACCUCACUGAGCUUCAGACAUUCAUCUAAUCCCUUGGUUAUUCAGCCAUGUUCCCAGACACUUGAAUUUUAAAUUUAGGUCACCUGUCUUAACUGUGAAGCACUUGUGACAUUACUGGUGGUAUGUAAAUCCAAAUUGUUAUUGUCAACUGGUCUUCAUUCUGCAGGGUACAGUGGUGCUAUACCAGCAUCUUUUUUGGAUGCCGAAAGUAUUUUAGGGCUGCAGUUUGGGGGCACUGGUGCCUCCAAAUAAGUUAAACUCCAAACUCAUCUCCAGAAAUAAUCACUUUCUGCAAGACAUUUCAAAUAAAAUCCCAACAAU